This is a messenger RNA of Oryzias latipes (Japanese medaka), 2761 nucleotides long. Its product is annotated as selenocysteine insertion sequence-binding protein 2. The record is from RefSeq and is a predicted model, not a curated record. Gene Ontology annotation, cellular component: ribonucleoprotein complex; mitochondrion. Gene Ontology annotation, biological process: selenocysteine incorporation. Gene Ontology annotation, molecular function: ribonucleoprotein complex binding; selenocysteine insertion sequence binding; mRNA 3'-UTR binding. Lineage: Eukaryota; Metazoa; Chordata; Actinopteri; Beloniformes; Adrianichthyidae.
CUCCAGUGUAAACAUCCGCCGCUUCUGUCAGCUAGCUGCGCGUGGUCCGGAGGCUGCCGGUGCACCGUUUCCCGGCGCUUUGAGCAGCAGAUAAACGCUGAAAUGCGGAGUUUGAAAACGCAGAGGAGCUCAAAUGAACACGCGAAAAGGUGAUGGACUUGGAGACGCGACAGAAGAUGGAAGCGCAGAGCAGAGCUGCUCCUGUCAGCGUGGAGGUGAAGCGGCUCUCUGCUGCCACAGCUGCUGCUCCGUCACCAAACCCUUCAAGGACCUGGCCAGAUUUAGGCCCCAAACAUGGAGCAAACACUGUAUCAGGAAGUUCUGGCUGUCCGGUCCAGGAGACCAGCGCCGGUUUCCCGCAGAGGAACCGGGCCGAACGAGAUCCAGGAGUGAAGACCUCCAAAAGCAGCAGAGACUUUCAGGGAAGAAACGUGGGCAGAAACUCAGCAGAGCGACAGAAAAGAGCUUCCAGAGGAGCCCAAAACUCAGCAGCAGUCCAAGCGAACCUGCUUCAGUUUGAGGGGAAGAUGGUGGAUUUUCCACAGCUGGAAAGUGUGUCCUUGUCCAAAGAAGCAGCUCAGAAAGACCGCUGGGGUCCAGACCCCCAACCGAAACCCCCCCAAACAGCAAACCAGGUCUGGACGGCUGUCGGGAACUCUGACCCUCCUCAAAAUGCCCCCCAUGGUGAACCGGGGGCUGCCGCCGUCCCAACAGCGGCGGGAAAGUCCUGGGCUAACGUUGCCUCCCAGCCUCCAAAGAAACCCGUCAGAGCCGAGCAGACGACCAGCAGCUUUCAGACAGAAGAACCAAAAGACGACGAAGCUCCAGGAAAGAAAAAGAGGAAGAAGAAGAAGAAGGCUAAAGGCGGCGCUAAUGACGCUGCAGCGGAGCCGCAGAGCCCCGCCGUCCCGCUAAGACCCCCCAAAUUCGAGGAUGAACUUGAGUUUCCUGGUUUGGGAGUCGCUUCGAAAGGAGCUGAGAUGUUCAUAACCAGCAGUAGCACGAAGCUAAACAGCGAGGAGAACCAGCUUCUGUCUGCAGAGCCGAGCCUGAAAAAGUCACCCAUUGGAAAAAGUCAGAAAGCUGAGAAAGUUUCCGGCAAAAAGAGCAAAGUUCCCGUCCAGCUGGACAUCGGAAACAUGUUGGCGGCCUUGGAGAAGAAGCAGCGAUUCCAGGGAUCCAAGCAGGAGGCCAAGCCAGUCAGUCUCUCAGUUGGUGGAGGACUGCCUGUCGUUCACAAGCAAGCCUUAGCCCAGAAAAAGCCUCCAUGGCAGCAGGAGAAAGUGGCGCACAACCCUCUGGACUCCACCUGCCCUCUGGUGAAGAAAGGCAAACAGAGAGAGGUGCCCAAAGCCAAGAAACCGACUCCUCUCAAGAAGGUCAUUUUGAAAGAAAGAGAAGAACGGAAACAAAAGCGAUUGUUGGAGGAGAGAGGUCUGCUGCCAGAAAACGAGCAGGAGUCUAGAAAUGACGCCGCGGAGGAGCAGCGUGAGGAGAACACAGAUGCCGUUGGGUUGGACAGUUCUGGAGGAGAACCUGACGAUCCGAUGGAGUCAAACGAACCAAAUCCAGUCCCAGAAGAAGAGGCAAACGAGGACAAAACCGUUCAGCAAACCGCGACCUCACCUGUGCCCCCCCCAGCAAAUGUACCUAAAAUCCACAGCAGGAAGUUCAGAGACUACUGCAGCCAGAUGCUGAGGAAGGACGUGGACGAGUGCGUCACCGUCCUCCUGAAGGAGCUGGUCCGCUUCCAGGACCGCCUGUACCACAAGGACCCCAUCAAGGCCCGCAUGAAGCGGCGGCUCGUCAUGGGGCUCCGGGAGGUCCUGAAGCACCUCAAGCUCCGGAAGGUCAAGUGCGUCAUCAUCUCGCCCAACUGUGAACAGAUCCAGUCCAAAGGCGGCCUGGACGAGGCGCUCCACACCAUCAUCCAGACGUGUCGGGAGCAGGCCGUGCCCUUCGUCUUUGCCCUGUCCAGGAAGGCUUUGGGACACUGCGUCAACAAGGCCGUGCCCGUCAGCUUGGUGGGCAUCUUCAACUACGACGGCGCUCAGGAUCACUACCACAAGAUGAUCGAGUUGUCGGCCGAGGCCAGAAAGGCCUACGAGGUUCUGGUGUCCAGCCUGGAGCCGGGAGACCAGCAGGAAGAGGCAGACGGCGGCGGAACUGCAGAGGAGCGGCUCAGUCAUAACCCGACCGAGGAACCUGCUUCUGGUUCUGUCACAGCAGAACCUGAGAAACCACAUUACAUCAAAUUCUGGGAAACAAAAGAAAAUGGCACAUUUCUGAACUUUGAGGAGCAGCUGAACUUCCUGCAUUUAGACCAUGAAUGUACAGAAACCUUUGAGGAGCAGAAGAGUUGAUAUUGGUUAACGCACUUGUUUAAUACAUUUUUCCCCACAAUUUUCAUAAACUACUUUUGUUUUCUCAUUUGAGAAUAAGUUCUGAUCCAGAUGACGUGGAAAUCCUCUUCAUCUGAGUAUCUAUCAGGGAUGUCACAACCAGCUGGAGAGAGACGGAUGGAGGAAAAAGACUGACUGAAGGAAAUGUGAAGCUUUUAAUGUGAAAGAGCUCAGAAAGGAAGUUUUAGGCUCAAAAGAUGUAAAUAAAAGAUCUUCUGAUGUUAAGAAGACAAACGUGGUACUUUUAGUUUAGAGCUACAAAAACCUUUAUUUGUGAAGACACUCGCUCCAGAUGAACCGGGUCCAGUUGACCCACUACGUCAAUAGAAUCAACCUGAAUAAAGGAGGAAACACCCAGA